GGCGGGUCAAGCAGCGGGGCGUUAGAAACACCACCAACCCAGCCUCCGGCAGCAUAAAGGGGUUCUUCAGCUUUGUAGUUGUAUUGCCAAGAUGUCUCUUUCUAAGAAGUUAACUUUGGACAAACUGGAUGUGAAAGGCAAACGAGUCGUGAUGAGAGUAGACUUCAAUGUUCCCAUGAAGAACAACCAGAUUACCAACAACCAGCGAAUCAAGGCUUCAAUCCCAAGCAUCAAGUUCUGCCUGGAUCAUGGCGCCAAGUCAGUAGUUCUUAUGAGUCACCUAGGUCGACCCGAUGGCGUGCCCAUGCCUGAUAAAUACUCCCUGGAGCCUGUUGCUGCUGAACUGAAAUCCUUGCUGGGUAAGGAUGUCCUGUUCCUGAAGGACUGUGUGGGGCCAGAAGUGGAGAAAGCCUGUGCAAACCCAGCCGCUGGUUCAGUCAUCUUGCUGGAGAAUUUACGCUUCCAUGUGGAGGAAGAGGGGAAGGGCCAAGAUCCUGCAGGAAAUAAGCUUAAAGCUGAGCCACAGAAAAUAGAAGCCUUCCGUCAAUCGCUCUCAAAGCUAGGGGAUGUUUAUGUCAAUGAUGCCUUUGGCACUGCUCACCGGGCCCACAGUUCCAUGGUGGGAGUGAAUCUGCCCCAGAAGGCGUCUGGAUUCCUGAUGAAGAAGGAACUGGAAUACUUUGCCAAAGCCUUGGAAAACCCAGAGAGACCCUUCCUGGCUAUACUUGGUGGAGCCAAAGUAGCAGACAAGAUCCAACUUAUCAAAAAUAUGCUGGACAAGGUCUGUCAUAUGAUUAUUGGUGGUGGAAUGGCGUAUACUUUCCUUAAGGUACUCAACAACAUGGAGAUUGGUGCUUCCUUGUUUGAUGAAGAGGGAGCCAAGAUUGUCCAAGAUAUCAUGGACAAAGCCCAGAAGAAUGGUGUGACCAUCACCUUUCCCGUUGACUUUGUUACUGCUGACAAGUUUGAAGAGAAUGCUCAUGUUGGUCAAGCCACUGUAGCAUCAGGCAUCCCUGCUGGCUGGAUGGGUUUGGACUGUGGCCCUGAGACCAACAAGAAGUUUGCUCAAGUUGUGGGCCAAGCCAAGCUAAUUGUGUGGAAUGGACCUGUAGGGGUAUUUGAAUGGGAUGCCUUUGCUAAGGGAACCAAAGCCCUCAUGGAUGAAGUUGUGAAAGCCACUUCCAGGGGCUGUAUCACCAUUAUAGGAGGUGGAGACACCGCCACUUGCUGCGCCAAAUGGAACACCGAAGAUAAAGUCAGCCACCUGAGCACUGGAGGAGGAGCCAGUCUAGAGCUUCUGGAAGGUAAAGUCCUUCCUGGAGUGGAUGCCCUCAGCAACCUGUAG
Myotis davidii is the source of this 1345-nucleotide messenger RNA. RefSeq names its product phosphoglycerate kinase 2 (gene PGK2). Gene Ontology annotation, molecular function: ATP binding; phosphoglycerate kinase activity; ADP binding. Gene Ontology annotation, cellular component: cytosol; extracellular exosome; sperm fibrous sheath. The record is from RefSeq and is a predicted model, not a curated record. Gene Ontology annotation, biological process: glycolytic process; gluconeogenesis. Bases 92 to 1345 code for a protein of 417 amino acids. Lineage: Eukaryota; Metazoa; Chordata; Mammalia; Chiroptera; Vespertilionidae. The transcript has a single exon.